UCCCUCCCUCCCUCCUUCCAUCUUUCCUGUAUUUCCCUAUCUGGUUCAGUCAGUCAAAAAAGAGGCACACGGGAGAAGUAAAGGGGGUACGGCAGAGAGAGAGAGAGAGAGAGAGAGUGAGAGAGAGGGAGAAAGAGAGAGGGAGCAGGAAGGGUAGGAAGGGCAGAGGGUGAAGGGGGGAUUGGGGUGUUGGAUUUUCCCCCACCUGGGUUCUCUCUACCAUGGACUGCCUCUGCAUCGUAACCACAAAGAAAUACAGGUAUCAGGAUGAGGAGACUCCGCCCCUGGAGCAUAGCCCCGCCCACUUGGCCCACAGUAAAAGCGCUGAGAUGCUGCACAUGAGUGACAAGAACCUGGCUGCUAUGGACACCAUGCACGGCUAUGCACCGCACACACACAUCUCUCCUGUGAAGCCCGUGUUGCUCUCGGCUGGUCACACGCCGCUCUACACCUCCGCCGUCUCCACACUGGCAAAUUCUCCACCAGUGGUAGUAAACACAGAUACACUCGAUGGUUCACCUUACGUUAACGGGACAGAGGGAGAGAUCGAGUAUGAAGAGAUCACGCUGGAAAGAGGGAACUCGGGUCUGGGCUUCAGUAUAGCAGGUGGUACUGAUAACCCUCAUGUAGGAGACGACCCCAGUAUCUUCAUCACCAAAAUCAUCCCGGGGGGAGCAGCGGCUCAGGACGGGAGACUGAGGGUGAACGACAGCAUCCUGUUUGUGAACGACGCUGAUGUACGUGAGGUGAGUCACAGUCAGGCUGUCGAGGCUCUGAAGGAAGCGGGUGCCAUCGUCCGUCUCUACGUCCUGCGCAGGAAACCCAUCGCUGAGAAGGUCACCGAGAUCAAACUCAUCAAAGGACCCAAAGGUCUGGGUUUCAGUAUAGCAGGUGGUGUUGGUAAUCAGCACAUUCCUGGUGAUAACAGCAUCUACGUCACUAAAAUAAUUGAAGGUGGAGCAGCACAUAAAGACGGACGCCUGCAGAUCGGAGACAAAAUCUUGGCGGUGAAUAACGUGUGUUUAGAGGAUGUGAUGCAUGAGGACGCGGUCGGAGCGCUAAAGAACACGGCGGACGUUGUAUACCUCAGAGUGGCCAAACCCAACAACCUAUACCUUACACACACCAACAGCUACAACCCUCCGGACCUCACCAGCACAUACUCCUCUCACAUGGACACUGAACUCGGUCACCCCAACUUCCUAGGCUCGGAUUACCCACAAGCCCUCACUCCAACAUCGCCCAGCCGCUUCUCACCGGUGCUGCACGGCCUGCUGGGAGACGACGAUGUGCCCAGGGACCCGAGGCGUGUGCUGAUCCACAGAGGCUCCACGGGUCUGGGCUUCAACAUUGUCGGGGGUGAGGACGGAGAGGGAAUCUUCAUCUCCUUCAUCCUGGCUGGAGGACCAGCAGAUCUGAGUGGAGAACUGCGCAAAGGAGACCAGAUACUAAGCGUAAACGGUGUUGAUUUACGAGCUGCAACACAUGAACAAGCCGCAGCAGCCCUGAAAAACGCAGGACAGACUGUGACCAUCAUCGCACAGUACAGACCUGAAGGUAGCGCACACACACACACACACACACACACACACACACAUGUAUCCCUAUGUAGUUUAUAUACAUAUAUUAAAGACUCUUUGUACGUGUGUGUAGAAUACAGUCGGUUUGAGGCUAAGAUCCACGAUUUGAGAGAGCAGCUGAUGAACAGCAGUUUGGGUUCGGGAACCACCACGCUGAGGAGUAACCCAAAGCGCGGCUUCUAUAUUAGAGCUCUGUAUGAUUAUGAUAAGACAGCAGACGGUGGGUUCCUCACUCAGGCUGUGAGUUUCCGUUUCGGUGACAUCCUGCACGUGCUGGACUGCAGCGAUGAGGAGUGGUGGCAGGCGAGACGAGUCGGGCCUCAGGGGGACAACGAGGACAUCGGCUUCAUUCCCAGCAAGAGGAGGGUGGAGAGGAAAGAGUGGUCCCGUCUGAAGUCAAAAGAACGGGAUCGCAGUCGAGACAGUUUGGGAUCUCAAGGACGAGACGAAUCGGCGCACAGUUACGAGACAGUGACACAAGUGGAAGUUCACUACGCGAGACCCAUCAUCAUCCUCGGCCCGGUGAAGGACAGAGUAAACGACGACCUGCUCUCUGAGUUCCCAGACAAGUUCGGCUCCUGCGUUCCACACACGACGCGGCCGAAGCGGGAGUACGAGGUGGACGGCAGAGAUUAUCACUUCGUGUCGUCACGGGAACAGAUGGAGAAGGACAUCCAGAGCCAUCGGUUCAUCGAGGCGGGGCAGUACAACAGUCACCUGUACGGCACGAGUGUACAGAGCGUCAGGGAGGUGGCCGAGCAGCAGGGUAAACACUGUAUCCUGGACGUUUCGGCGAAUGCCAUCCGCAGACUUCAGGCCGCUCAGCUUCACCCCAUCGCCAUCUUCGUUCGGCCCAAAUCACUCGAGAACGUCCUGGAGAUUAACACCAGGCUGACGGAGGAACAGGCACGGAAAGGCUUCGAUCGGGCGGUGAAACUAGAGCAGGACUUCCUCGAGUGUUUCUCAGCUGUGGUGGAGGGCGACAGUUUCGAGGAGGUCUAUCACAAGGUGAAGACGGUGAUCGAGGAGCAGUCCGGUCCGUUCAUCUGGAUCCCAACCCGAGAGCGACUGUGAGAAAAAAGAGAGAAACCGGACAGAGAGAGAGAGAGGGAGAGAAGGAGAGAGAGAAAGACUGAGAGAGAGGACAUUACUGUGUGUGUGGAAAAGCACAGGGAAUAUCCACACCUCCCUCCAUCUGUCCCUCCUUCCUCCUCCUCCUCCUCCUCAUUUGAUCCAUCCAUCCCCCCUCCCUCCCUCCCUCUCUCUCUCUCUCUCUCUCUCUCUCUCCCGUCGUGCACAGGGCUGUUUUUACUCAUGAACAGAAACACCACAGAGCGAUUAAACCUCUCCUUCCUCUGUCCUUUUUUACUGUCGGACUCCUUCCUUCUCCUUCAGGAGCGAGUGAUGAAGUGAGCGAUGGAGGGAGGAAGAGUCUUUCGGAUGGACAGACGGACGGACGGACAAAUGGACAGAAUGUAUAUUUAAUAUUUAAUAAACAGUAACAAUCUGCGUUAUUAGACGUACUGUGACUUCCAGGAGAUUUGAAGCAAAGGACAAGAGAAACUUCUAGAUUUCUGCAUGCGUCCAUAACGACACAGAAAAAGAGGAAGAGGAGGAGCUUCGGGCUCGAUGUCACUUCCUGACUCUUUUAACUGAAAUGAAAGAUGAAAAGCAGAGAGAAAAACAGAGGACUUUUACUAGUUUGUCCGAUCUUUGUCUUGCUGCACAGAAAUCAAAGCCACACGCAACGCUACGGGCUACGUUUUCCUCUCUUUCUCACACACACACACACACACACACACACACACACAUAAAUAGUGAAUUUAUGAAUUUCUUUGUUCUAGGUUUUUUUGUUUUUUUGUAUACAUUUCUCAGAUGCUGAAUAGUAAUGAGAGCAUAUCACACACACACACACACACACACACAGUCAUCAGUACAGAGCAGGGGUCGACUAUUAAACAGAUUCAGUUAAAUAUUUUCUCAAACUUUUGUUUUAGUUUGUUUUGUUUGUUUAGCUCCGCCUACUUUUUGCUUGAUUGACACUUCAUUCCAGAAUUACGCCAUUCAGUGUUCUUUAGGAAAUGUUAAUGUCUCUCACUUUCUUUGGUUAAGAAAGAAAAUACCACGGCCUGAACACAGCAGUGAAUCGUUUGGAAGUCGACUCUUCUUGGUGAAUCAAAUCAAAUGAACUGACUCACUGGCGAGAAUCAGAAUUACCAUACAAGUGUGAACAGCAAUCUCACAUGAUGUGUGUGUGUGUGUGAGUGAGAGAUUCACUACAUUCUGGCUGCUUGUUGAUUAUUUCCCAGUUGCCAUGGCAAUGAUUUUUUUUUCAGAAACAAAAUAAAAUGCUUUUUUUUUUUUUUAUCCAAUUAUGAUUUAAACAAAUAAAAUUAGCGAUGUCCGAUCUAUAUUUUUGCAGUUUCUCGUUAAGGGAAUAUAAAUGUUAAUGAAAGACAAGAAAACCAAAGAAAUCAAAAUAAUUUAAAAAAUGAUAUCUAACUCAAGCACUUCAGUUUAAACUUUGGAUUAAAGCUAGUUAGAAAACGCAGAACUAGCGAAACUUAGGAACUUUCUCGCAUUAGCAAAUUAGCCUUGAUGAGCUAGCUAAAUUCAACCUAAAUGAGUUUGCUAAAAACAGGCCUUUCUAGAAGCGCGGCAAGCUUAAGACCAGAUUAGUGAUAGUAACUCAGUUACAGUAAAGGUUAAACACACUGUUGAAGCUCGUUUGGUUUCAGCUUCACAAGGAGGUUUCUUUUAGUUAGCUAGGUCAGUUAGCAUGACUUGUCCAGCUGCUAGUGCUGAAGCUAAAGCUGCACUUCUCUGUUUUUGCUUGUGUGUGUGUGUGUGUGUGUAUGAGGUGCACUCAUUAAUCAAGCGAACAUUGGAUUGACCUCCAUUUGCACUUUGUAAUAAUAUAAAAAAUGUUUCAGUGGAACACAAACCGUUUAAAAAAGCAUCAGCAUUUUAAAAUAAAUUUAUUUAUUUAUUUAUUUAUUAGCUUUUUGAAAAUAUAUAUUUUAAAUUUAAUUUUUUCUCUCCCUUUUUUUUCCCCUUUUUUUAAAAAGUGUGUAUUGAGUGCAGUGACAGUUCCUGGUGCCACUUAUUACUUACAAACAAAAUGAAUAUUAGAAUUAUGGUUAUUUAUGGAUUUGUUUUUGUCACAUUUUCAUUUUUAUUUAUUUGUUUGUUUGUAUUUAUGCGUUUAUUAGAUGGAAUGGACAGAUGCAUUGCUGUGUCACUUUAUGUAAAAAAAAACAAGGGGCUGUGCGCAAUCAAAUGAUAAAUAAUAAAACACACAAACAGAUAUUAUAAUAAAAGUCUUUAUUAACAAAUUACAUAUCAUUAUACACAACAUAUAAAUUAUAUACUGUACUGUUUCUCUCUUUCUCACACACACACGCACACACACGUCAAUAACACAAUGUAUUAUCAAGAGAAUUAUACACUUUUACUCUAAAUAGAGCAAAAUGAGUUAAAUUAAUUUAUUUCGAAGAAUCAAAUGUAUUUCACUUUGUAUCACCACAAAUUAUUAUUAUUAUUAUUAUUAUUAUUAUAGUACAAAAUGAAAAAAAAAUCUUAUUGCUUUUUAUUUUAAAGAGAAUGAUUAUAGAGUUUGCAGAGCGUUCUGUUAAAAGGGGUUUAUCUCACAGAGAGGACGAACGACAGCGGGCUCCGAAAUAUGAAAAUGUUUAAUUUCAGUGAAACGCUUGUUGUGAAUUAGCUACGAAAAUAAUAAAAU
Molecule: messenger RNA, 5322 nt
Organism: Clarias gariepinus (North African catfish)
Lineage: Eukaryota; Metazoa; Chordata; Actinopteri; Siluriformes; Clariidae
Gene: dlg4a
Product: disks large homolog 4
Exons: 21
Coding region: 222-2654 (810 amino acids)
Biological process (GO): chemical synaptic transmission; postsynaptic neurotransmitter receptor diffusion trapping; AMPA glutamate receptor clustering
Cellular component (GO): neuromuscular junction; neuron projection; postsynaptic density membrane
Molecular function (GO): kinase binding
Source: RefSeq, a predicted model, not a curated record